AAUCAAAAAUAUAUUAAAAACAAAAGCCUCUCUCUCUCUCUCUCUCUCUCUCUCUCUCAAUCUCUCUGUCGUACAGCUACUUAUUGUCUGUGACUCUGGUUCUGUGUUCUUCCCGGGAAUCGAUAAACUCUGAAUAAUCGAGGAGGAGGAGGAGGACGACGACGACGACGACGAAGAACGGAGGCACAACGGCAGGAAAGAAGAACCCUAGGUCUUUCGGUUUCCGCGGCACUCCGGCCACCGCCCUGGCGGACCCUGGACGAGGAACCCUAGGUUUUUUCCCCUUUUCGAUUUUGCCUGAUCUUGAUAACAAUCCGUUUGAUUUUAAGUCGAGGAGGAAGCGGAAAACAGCGAUUCGAAGAGUCAAGAUGUUGUGGAUUAUGAGAUUUUCCGGAUUCUUCUCUGCCGCUAUGUUGAUGAUUAUUCUCUCUCCGUCUCUCCAGUCAUUUCCUCCGGCGGAAGCUAUUCGAUCCUCUUAUCUAGAGUUUAAUCUUCGGCAAUCGGUUCGUCUCUCGCUCUCUGAUUCACAGAGUCGGUUUCUGUUCCGUAGGUCGCCGACGUAUCGCAAUGCCGAUCAAUGUAGUCUAAGCUACUCCAAAUUUUCGGAUAGAUUUGGCGUUUGUGAUCCGAGUUUGGUUCAUGUUGCGAUUACGCUCGAUUUUGAAUACCUUCGCGGCUCAAUCGCCGCUGUAAAUUCGAUUCUGCAGCAUUCGCUCUGUCCAGAGAGCGUGUUCUUUCAUUUCCUUGUUACAGAGACGAAUCUUGAAGCGAUUGUUAGAUCCGCUUUUCCUCAGUUGAAAUUCAAGGUUUAUUACUUCAAUCCGGCGAUUGUUCAGAAUCUGAUUUCGACGUCUGUGCGGCAACCGCUUGAACAGCCGCUUAACUAUGCGAGGAACUAUUUAGCGGAGCUAUUGGAGCCCUGUGUUCGCAGAGUGAUUUAUUUGGACUCCGAUCUCGUUGUUGUUGACGAUAUCACGAAGCUUUGGAGUACUAAUUUGUAUUCUCGAACAAUCGGAGCGCCAGAAUAUUGUCACGCAAACUUCUCGAAGUACUUCACCUCGCGAUUUUGGUCGGAGAAGCGGUUUUCCGGAACGUUUCUUGGCAGGAAGCCGUGUUACUUCAACACCGGCGUGAUGGUGAUAGAUCUCUUUCAGUGGCGACGCGCAGGCUUCACGAAGCGGAUCGAACGGUGGAUGGAGAUUCAGAAAACCAAUCGGAUUUACGAGCUUGGUUCGCUUCCGCCGUUUCUUCUUGUAUUCGCUGGUGAUGUAGCGCCAAUUGAACACCGGUGGAACCAGCAUGGACUCGGUGGCGACAAUGUAAAAGGCAGCUGCCGGAACCUCCACGCCGGUCCGGUAAGCAUUCUUCACUGGUCAGGAAGUGGAAAGCCAUGGAUGAGGCUGGACUCGAAGAAACCCUGCCCUCUGGAUUCCCUCUGGUCUCCAUACGACUUGUACGAUCACUCUCACUGAACCACCGACAACCGUCCGCCAUCGCCGGUAAGUUAUAUGAAGGCAAAAAGAAAAAAAAAAAGCCGUCCCUCAUCCUUCCCCUUCUUCUUCUUCCUCUUCCUAAUUAAGUCCUUCAAAAUUUCCCAUUCUUUCUUCCAUUCUUUACAGAUUUUUAUUUAUUCUGUUUGUUCUCUGGGUGUCCAUUGACUCUUCCUCUUGUUUGAUCAGAUCAUCUGUAUUUUACUCUACACCCCAUGAUUAUUAUCAUCAUUCCUUGUUCAGAAAAUAAGAAAUAGAAUCCAUACUCAUUUUUUUUCAAUUUUGUUUCUAUAUUUAGAAUCGUCUGUUUUUCAUGUUUAAUCCUUGUAUUGAUCUUUUAAGUUAUGGAAUUAAUUAUAUUUGCAUAGA
Messenger RNA from Cucurbita moschata (crookneck pumpkin), 1859 nucleotides. Its product is annotated as probable galacturonosyltransferase-like 7. The transcript is spliced from 2 exons. Gene Ontology annotation, cellular component: Golgi apparatus. The record is from RefSeq and is a predicted model, not a curated record. Bases 369 to 1472 code for a protein of 367 amino acids. NCBI's taxonomy places the organism in Eukaryota, Viridiplantae, Streptophyta, Magnoliopsida, Cucurbitales, Cucurbitaceae. Gene Ontology annotation, molecular function: glycosyltransferase activity.